This is a messenger RNA of Calliphora vicina (urban bluebottle blowfly), 766 nucleotides long. RefSeq lists its product as uncharacterized. The transcript has 2 exons. Lineage: Eukaryota; Metazoa; Arthropoda; Insecta; Diptera; Calliphoridae. The coding region runs from base 85 to 714 and encodes 209 amino acids. The record is from RefSeq and is a predicted model, not a curated record.
AAAAGUAAAAGUAUUUGAAAUAAAAAGUAGAUAAUUGUCUUCACAAUUCAGUAGUUCUUUAGAAAUUAAACAGACAAGUUCGAAAUGACAGCCCGUAAAAUGUAUACCAUUUUUAUGGUCUUGUUUUUGAUACAGGCUGCUUUUUGCCAACCCUUAGACAAUUCAGAAAAUACCAUUGUUUCUACCGAUAAAACUCCUGAAAUAGAGCCAAAGCCCUCCCUAAAACUUGUGAUCUACCUCGCCGAUAACUUAAUAAGUUUAGGUCAAAAAUAUACUGCAAAAUCUUAUAACGUAAGCCGUCUUCUACUAAAUGACGAGACCUUAAAUGCCAACACUAAACCAGAAGUUCUAGAGUUUAAAACGAAUUUGAAAACGUUUAUAGAAAACUAUGAUGCCAGCAAAGAUGUGACACCAAAUUGGGAUAUAAUGGAAACUUAUGCCAACAUAACCGAAUACUAUUUUGGUCUAACUGAUGAAAAUACAACACCUGAAGCAACAUUUAUUGUGGAUCUGUUAAAUAAAUAUCAUUGCAAAGAACUAGAAAUGGAAUUUGUCAGUGAGGUUGAGCCAUUUGUGAAGAAUUUCAAGCAAAUGUUUGAAGAGAAUAAAGUAAAUUUGGAUAAGCCCUUGUUGGAUUGGUAUGAGAAUUUUGAAACUAUAACAGAUUUUCAGGAAAGAUUUAAUGCCUUUAAUACAUUUAUAUUAAUGGUUUAAGUAAAGAGAAGCUAUGAAAUAUUAAUAAAAAAAAGUAGUGAAAUAAUUAAAA